AAACGACAUAUAAAUAAUACACGGAGACUUUAAAUAUUUAAAAGACAUUAAAAAAGACAUUUAAAAAUAUUCCGCAUCACAGUCAACAUAAAUACCAACUAUAAAUGAUACUCCACCAAACACAUCUGAGGCUAUUGGAAAGAAACGCCCUCUGGACUUCAAGCUGACUCCGCUCCGUGUUCCAGUGUCCGGGACCGAUCCGGUCCACGUUUUACCUCAGAUACGGUCUCCUCUGUAUGACGCAGGUGACUGCGUUUGAAAGAGGUGUCCGGGGCGGCCGUGGAGAUCAUGUGUUAAAAUGAGGAUAAGUCUCGCAGUGAAGAGCCUCGGGGCUCUGCCGUGUCUGUGGAGAGGACGGAGGUGUCUCUCGUCUCAGAGAGGCGCCAUGAACGUGUUUGACAGGAGCAUGAAGCGCAGGCAGAAGCAGUGGGCUUCAUCUUCACCGGACAGCCACACGUACGACUACCUCCGGGACGAGGUGGGGAGCAGACUCGCAGACAGAGUUUACGAUGUGUCAAGGACGUUCCCUCUGGCUCUGGAUGUAGGAUGUGGGAAGAGUCACAUCGCCGAGCAUUUGAGUAAGGACAUUGUUGAACGUCUCUUCGUAACGGACAUUUCAGACUCUUCCCUGGAAGAAAUGCGAGAUGCCUACUUUUUCGGUGCGUUUUUGGCAGACGAGGAGUUCCUGCCGUUUAAAGAGAACACGUUCGAUCUGGUGCUCAGCGGCAUGAGCCUGCACUGGAUCAACGACCUUCCCGGAGCUUUGAGACAGAUCCACCAGGUGUUGAAGCCGGACGGUGUGUUCAUCGGGGCGAUGGUCGGCGGAGAGACGCUGUACGAGCUGCGAUGUUCCCUGCAGUUGGCCGAGCUGGAGAGGGAGGGCGGCUUUGCUCCUCAUAUCUCGCCCUACACGGCCGUCACAGAUCUGGGCAACCUCCUGGGACAGGCCGGCUUCAGGAUGCUCACUGUGGACAUCGACGAGGUUCAGGUCCGUUACCCCGGUAUGCUGGAGGUCAUGAGCGACUUACAAGGUAUGGGGGAAAGCAACUGUGCGUGGAACAGGAAGACGCUUCUACACAGAGACACGAUCCUGGCGGCAGCUGCUGUUUAUAAAGAGAUGUACGGCAAUGAAGACGGUUCAGUUCCAGCUACAUUUCAGAUCCUCUACAUGAUCGGCUGGAAGCCUCACGAGUCUCAGGCGAAACCAGCAAAAAGGGGUUCGGCGAAUGUCUCGUUUGCCGAUCUGUCAAAAAUAAGCAAACUUCCGAUGGACCACCAGAAAACCAACGAAAAAUCCUAGGAAGGAAAAGACGUUUUCUCCUCAAAUCAACUCACACGAACGCGCAGAAUUGUUGCAUCAACUGUAUUUUUGCAAAAGCUUGUACUCCCAACAUAAAUAAACAGUGAUUUUAA
This is a messenger RNA of Puntigrus tetrazona (Sumatra barb), 1413 nucleotides long. RefSeq names its product arginine-hydroxylase NDUFAF5, mitochondrial-like. The transcript has 12 exons. Bases 299 to 1300 code for a protein of 333 amino acids. NCBI's taxonomy places the organism in Eukaryota, Metazoa, Chordata, Actinopteri, Cypriniformes, Cyprinidae. The record is from RefSeq and is a predicted model, not a curated record. Gene Ontology annotation, cellular component: mitochondrion. Gene Ontology annotation, biological process: mitochondrial respiratory chain complex I assembly. Gene Ontology annotation, molecular function: S-adenosylmethionine-dependent methyltransferase activity.